Culicoides brevitarsis is the source of this 1080-nucleotide messenger RNA. It is a transcript of the gene Sirt4, whose product is annotated as NAD-dependent protein deacylase Sirt4. NCBI's taxonomy places the organism in Eukaryota, Metazoa, Arthropoda, Insecta, Diptera, Ceratopogonidae. The transcript has a single exon. Gene Ontology annotation, molecular function: NAD-dependent protein lysine deacetylase activity; NAD+ binding. The coding region runs from base 88 to 1017 and encodes 309 amino acids. Gene Ontology annotation, cellular component: mitochondrial matrix; nucleus. The record is from RefSeq and is a predicted model, not a curated record.
AACAAAGUGUCUUUUUAACCAUUCAUUUUUUCCAUUCCUUUGUUUCUCAUCACUCUCUUCAAAAAAAAAUCUUUUCAUGUUCCAACGAUGCGUGUAAUCCCGUUUCUCCGUUUCCGUUUGACGCCUCAUCGUGCCAUCGACCAAAAUCUCUUCGUCCCGAAGCAUGAACCAGCAACCGAGGAACAAAUAAAAUCCCUUCAAGACUUUCUGAUCGACAAACCGAACACUUUAGUGCUAACUGGCGCCGGAAUUUCAACCGAAUCCGGAAUUCCUGAUUAUCGCAGUGACGGCGUCGGACUUUAUGCUCGCAGCAAUCACAAACCCGUGCAACAUCAAGAGUUUCUGAAAAGUGCGGAUAUCCGGAAAAGGUAUUGGGCUCGAAAUUUCAUCGGAUGGGAAAGUUUCAGUCGGAAGGAACCGAAUGCAACGCAUUAUGCUUUGGCGAGAUUUGAACGCGAAGCACGAAUUAGCGGCAUUGUGACGCAAAAUGUCGAUCGUUUGCACACAAAAGCCGGCUCAAAAAACGUCACGGAGCUCCAUGGCAGCGGAUACGAGGUUGGAUGUCUCAGUUGCUCGUACGAAAUCGAUCGUCAUGAAUUUCAGGUGAUUCUGAAGCAAAGAAAUCCCGACGUCAGUACACCCGAAAUUAUGGCGAACAUGGUUCGACCCGAUGGCGAUGUCGAUUUGCCGCAAGAAAUAAUCGAUAAUUUUCACGUGCCGCCCUGCCCGAGUUGCAAAAAUGGAUUUUUGAAGCCAAAAAUUGUCUUUUUCGGCGAUAACGUGCCUUCCGACAGGAUUUUGAAGUUAAUUCAACUUAUCACGACGAGCGAUGCCGUUUUGGUGCUGGGAUCAAGUCUCUCCGUUUACAGCGGAUUUCGUAUCGUGCUGCAGGCGAAAGAGCUGGGAAUUCCCGUGGCAAUGGUCAAUAUCGGAACAACGCGUGGCGAUAAACAUGCCGAUGUCAGAAUUCAUGCAAAAUGCGGAGACGUGAUUCCGCAUCUUUUUAAAUUUAAAUAAUUUUUUUUAUUUUUUAGUUUUUGAACAAAAAAUUUUUAUUUAAGGAAAAAAUCAAGAAAAAAA